AUGUCGAAUGUAAUAUUAUAUGUAUCAUCAGCAACAGCUAUGCUUAAAACAAAGAAGGAUCAAGUAUCUUUAAAGAAUUUAUUGGAUGCCAAAGGUAUACAAUACAUCGAGUAUGAUGUUGCCUCUGAUGUAGUACAAAGGGAACAUAUGAGGAAGGUUAGUGGGAUUACAACUCUACCUCAGGUAUGUGUCCAUCAUCAAUCAACCAAUCAAUCAAUCAAUCACCUAAUAUCUUUCCUUUUU
This is a messenger RNA of Acytostelium subglobosum LB1, 243 nucleotides long. RefSeq lists its product as hypothetical. The transcript has a single exon. Lineage: Eukaryota; Evosea; Eumycetozoa; Acytosteliales; Acytosteliaceae. The annotation marks the transcript as partial. The record is from RefSeq and is a predicted model, not a curated record.